This is a messenger RNA of Didymodactylos carnosus, 1686 nucleotides long. Lineage: Eukaryota; Metazoa; Rotifera; Eurotatoria; Philodinida; Philodinidae. The record is from the annotation of a GenBank genome assembly.
AUGGUGGACGUUGCUGUAGCUGAUGUGGCCGCGGCAGUAGAAGCGGAAUCAGUUGAUGUCAACUCGCUGGUUGUCACAGUGGCCGUUGAGGUACUGCCGAUAGUGGACGUUGCUGUAGCUGAUGUGGCCGCGGCAGUAGAAGCGGAAUCAGUUGAUGUUAACUCGCUGGUUGUCACCGUGGCCGUUGAGGUACUGCCGAUAGUGGACGUCGCCGUAGCUGAUGCGGUUGUGUUACUUCCGAUUGUGGACGUCGCUGUAGCUGAUGUGGCCGCGGCAGUAGACGCGGAAUCAGUUGAUGUUGACUCGCUAGUUGUCACAGCGGCCCUUGAGUUAGUACCGGUAGUUAUUGUGACUGUGGUGGAUGUGGAAGCGGGCGAAGUUGUGACAGUGGUGUCAGCUGCGAAAGUUGCUGUUGUUACAGUACUGGUUGUCGUUGUGGUGGGUGCAGUGGUCGUUCCAGCGGCGGCAGUUAUGACGGUGCUGCUGGCUGGGGAAGUGGCCGUUGUAACCGUAGUAGUUGCCGAACCGCCCGGCAUUAUGACAGUGCUGAUUCCAGAAGCCAAUGAUGUUGCUGAAGUGGUUGUGGAUGUGGCAGGACUUGUUGAACUCAAUCCCGUUGCGGCUGCGCUUGUCAUUGGGGCAGUUGAUGUUGUGACUGUACUGGGUGUUGAAGCGGCGGAAAUUAUCCCAGUGCCGCUUGAAGAAGAAGUUCCUUCUGUGACGGUACUAGUUGUAGAGCUAUUGGGGGUUAUGAUAGUGCUGGUGUUGGUGACUGGUGUUUUCACAGUGCUUCCGGAUGUGACACGGCUCGUUGUUGAACUGAUUCCCGUUGCGACAGUGCUUGUUGUUAUAGGCGUUGAUGCUGUGACAGUACUGGUUAUCGAACCCGUACUAGUGAUGACACUGCUCGUUAUUGAACCGGUUGGAGUCAUGAUUGUGCUGGUUGAUGAACUACUUCCCGUUGUGACAGUGCUUGUUGUUACAGGCGUUGAUCUUGUGACAGUACUAGUUACCGAAGCCGUACUGGUGAUGACAGUGCUCGUUAUUGAACUGGUUGGAGUCAGGACGGUGCUGGUUGUUGAACUGAUUCCCGUUGUGAUAGUGCUGCUGGUGAUGACGGUGCUGAUCAUUGAACUGGUUGGAGUCGUGACUGUGCUGGUUGCUGAACUGAUUCCCGUUGUGACAGUGCUUGUUGUUAAAGGCGCUGAUGUUGUGACAGUACUGGUCAUCGAACCCGUACUGGUGAUGACUGUGCUGGUCAUUGAACUGGUGGGAGUCAUGAUUGUGCUGGUUAUUGAACUGAUUCCCGUUGCGACAGUGCUUGUUGUUAUAGGCGUUGAUGUUGUGACAGUACUGGUUAUCGAACCCGUACUGGUGAUGACAGUGCUCGUUAUUGAACUUGUGCUGGUUGUUGAACUGAUUCCCGUUGUGACAGUGCUUGUUGUUACAGGCGUUGAUCUUGUGACAGUACUAGUUACCGAAGCCGUACUGGUGAUGACAGUGCUCGUUAUUGAACUGGUUGGAGUCAGGACGGUGCUGGUUGUUGAACUUAUUCCCGUUGUGGCAGUGCUUGUUUUUUUAGGCGUUGAUGUUGCGACAGUACUGGUUAUCGAAGCCGUACUGGUGAUGACAGUGCUGUCUAUUGAACUGGUAGGAGUCAUGAUUGUGCUGGUUGAUGAACUAAUU